Messenger RNA from Anolis sagrei ordinatus, 5087 nucleotides. Its product is annotated as zinc finger and SCAN domain-containing protein 2-like. Gene Ontology annotation, cellular component: nucleus. Gene Ontology annotation, molecular function: RNA polymerase II cis-regulatory region sequence-specific DNA binding; DNA-binding transcription activator activity, RNA polymerase II-specific. The record is from RefSeq and is a predicted model, not a curated record. NCBI's taxonomy places the organism in Eukaryota, Metazoa, Chordata, Lepidosauria, Squamata, Anolidae. Gene Ontology annotation, biological process: regulation of transcription by RNA polymerase II.
AGAGGAGGAGACGCCUUCCUGCUCCGCCUUUGGGGUUUAAGGGGGGGAGGGAGGAGGGCUGGGUUUGUGAGAGAGCCCCCCCAAGAAGAGCCUGCCUGUGGUGCCCAGAAAGGGGGGCGUCUGAGCAGAACCAGCUCUGCUUUGCAAAGGACAGGAAACGCAGCUGUAAACGCUUAUUUGUAGUGGCAUCUGCUCAGUGUAUGGAGGGACCCGGCUGUGCCGCAGACUCUCUGACAAAGUUCUCUCCAUCCCUGGUGAUCUGCUGGCUGACUUUAGCCUAAUCUUGCAGUCAAAUCCUGUGGCUAAAGACUCAUUUCCUACCAUGUUUGCCUGUGAGACUUGGGGUCUUGCAGGCCAGACCUCAGUCUAUAAUUGGGACAAGUCCAUCUACAUCUUGGAAGACAAAACGGAACCAGAACAAGGAUCUGGAGAACUAGAUCUUCAUUUCAAAGUCCUGCUUGAGCAGGAGAUGUAUCCAGAAAUUACAAUUGAGGAGGAGGAAGAGGGGGCACACGGGAAUGAAAUAGUUGUUGAUGCUGAAGGAGCAGCAGAGGAAGAGGAGGAAGAAGAAGUAGAGGUAGAUCCAGAUGGAGCAGAAGAGGAAGAGGAGGAAGAGGAAGAGGAGGAGGAGGAGGAAGAAGGAGGAGAGGAUGAGGAUGAUGAUGAUGAUGACGACGACGAAGACAUAUCUGUGGUAACUCCAUCACUCCCCAAACGACGGGAAGUAGUGGGAGAAUCAGAGGGAGAUGACUCAUUGAUGGUGGUAUGCACAGGGACCGUCGAAGAACUUUUGGGGUUGGAGGCAUCUCCCACAGUUGAACCAGAGCAACUUGAGGAGCCGCCACAACCUCAGCGCUGGGAGGUCCAGUGGGAGGCAGUAUCACAGGCACCAGAGGCUCCAGGUCCAGUUACAGUUCCAGCUUCAGAUCCAGAUCCAGUUCCAGCUUCAGCUCCAACUACAACUCCAGCUCUUGAUCCAGUUCCUGCAUCAGCUCCAAGUCCAGCUCCUGAAAUAGUGCAACCAACCCCAUCAAAACCACCACAACCACAACCACCGCCGCCGCCAGAGGUUCCUCCAGUGGUGGAGAUGGUGCCGAUAGACUUAGAAUCGGAGGUCUUCUCCACUUCUUUGGAGCAAGCAGGGAACUCUACCUCCCCGUGGGGAAUGACAUUUCCUGACGAGAGCCACCAAGAAACCCAUGCUAGCCCAGCCAGCGCAGACCGAGCGAGCAUUGGAAAGCCUCGGACACCUGUUUCAGGAGGGGGUGGCUUCUCCCUGGAGUCGGCCCGCCGGCGUUUCCGGCAGUUCUGCUACAAAGAGGCCGAGGGGCCACGGAAGGCUUGUGGACAGCUCUGGGAGCUCUGCAAUCACUGGUUGAAGCCGAAGAACCGCACCAAGGAGCAGAUCCUGGACGUACUAAUCCUGGAGCAGUUCCUGGCCGUCUUGCCUCCUGGGAUUCGGACCCAAGUUUGGGAACGCAGUCCUGACACGUGCGCACGGGCCGUGGCCCUGGCUGAGGAGCUCCUGGCCAAACAAAACGAAGCAGAGCGACCAGAGGAGGAGGAUUCAGAUCUAUUUGAAGAAGUGGUUGUGAACUUUCCUGAUGACGACCAGGUCCUAUCAGACGCUGAGCAGGGAGAAAUGUACACGGAAGCAGAACAGAGGGGUGACGUGGAUAUUUGUUUGCUAGGUUCUUCUGACACCGAAGCAACAUGGGAUUCUUCAGCGGAGGAAGGAGAAGGAGGCUCCGCAGGUGCCAGGACACCCAGCAGAGCAGAUGUCCAGUUUGAAUUUGGGGAAAGACUCAACGGAGCAGUGCCACACUUGCCCCCCAAAAGGAUCCGUGUGAGAGAGAAACGCCAUCCUUGCAUGGAAUGUGGGAAGCGGUUCCGGUGUCAGUCAGAAUUGGCCCUGCACCAGAAAGUCCACACAAGGCCUAAAUCAUAUAACUGUGCUGAGUGUGGGAAACAGUUUGGCCGAUCCUCGCAUCUCACCAGGCACCAGAAAACCCACAUGGUUGAGGAAUGCCAUGUUUGUACAGAAUGCGGCAAAAGGUUCCGCUGGUCAACAGAGCUUGCCAUCCACCAGCGGAUCCAUUCGGGCGAACAGUCGCAGUAUAACCUUGAUUCUGAUAUGUUGUUCCAGUGGCCCCCAGAGUUCCCAAUAAACCCAAGCCUUUACACAGGAGAGAAAACCCCUCCGGCAGCCAACUUCACCAAGGCCCCCACGGUCAAGAAACCCCACCUCUGUCCAGAAUGUGGGAAAGGUUUCCGGUGGCCAUCGGAGCUAGCAGCACACCAGAAAACCCACAACAAAAACAAACACUACCUCUGUUCGGAGUGUGGGAAAGGAUUCCAAUGGCCUUCGGAGCUGCUUGCGCACCAGAAAACCCACACCGGGGACAGCUCACCUGUCGUUAACAACUGCAGCAACAGCAACGGUCACCUUACUACAUACCUUGGAGCUGCUACGCCUGAGAAGCGCCAUCUUUGCGGCGAGUGCGGCAAGGCCUUCCGGUGGCCCUCGGAGCUCGCCACCCACCAGAGAAUCCACACGGGAGAGAAGCGUUAUUUUUGCACCGAGUGCGGAAAAGGAUUCAUCUGGCCCUCGGAGCUGGCUGCUCACCAGCGAACCCACACUGAAAAGCAAGCCUAUCAGUGCAUGGAAUGUGGGAAGAUUUUCCACGACCUCUAUGCCCUCACAAGGCACCAGAAGACUCACCUGGGGAACAAGGUCUACCCCUGUGCUGAGUGCGGGAAGACUUUUAGCCGCCAGUCUCACCUGACCCGGCACCGGAUCACCCACACCGGAGAGAGACCCUACCCUUGCAUCGAGUGUGGGAAAAGGUUUGGUCGGCAGUCUCACCUCACCCGGCACCUGAGAAUCCAUACGGGAGAGAGACCGUACGAGUGCGGGGAGUGUGGGGUGAGGUUCAGGAGGAGGCACAGCAUGAUCUACCACCAGAGGAUCCACAUGAGAGACGGGGCUGGAGGAACGGACAUGGCAAACCUUCCUGAUAUGGAAAACCUUCCUGAAAUGGAAAACCUUCCAGAUGGUUUCCAGAGCCCCAUCCAUGUAACGAUCUGAAACUUUGGUGUGGGUGGCUGAGGGUGGGUGUGGGGAGGAGAGGAACAUUGGGUCGUUGUGUGAUGGGACUAAAUCAUCAGCAAACUUACCUACAAAGCAGACCCAAAACACAAGGCUGUCCAGAAGGGCAACACUAUCUGAUCUGAUGGUUAGGUGCCUCAACUUUCCUGAAGGCCCCAGCACAUGCUACAUAGGGACACCUACACAAUCUUUGUGAUCACAUGCUGCUUUGUUGUCACUAGAGAAAACCCGGAUUCCCCUCACUUCCUCACUGUUGGGGAAUUUGUGCAGCCCGAUUAGCCCCACUGCUAUAACUCUGUAGAUUUUGCCCCUUGUAGCAAAGAGAGAAAACACUGGAAGGAUUUCUCCCCUGCUCCUUUUGAACCAACUAGAACGAACAUCCUGUUCUCUGGAACGUGUGUAUUGGAGUCCAGAAACCAGCCUUUCUCCCUCCCCAACUUUCUUUGUAGCCCUGUUGUUUUUCCCAAUCUUUGUCGUAGAGCUGGGCCAGCAGAAUCGUAUGGAAAGAGAACUGUGGAUUUCCCAGUGUCCGACUCCGUGGGGACACAGGUUGGCUGGGUUGCAUGUGGUGCAGGACACCCUUUGCUCUCAAAUUGUUCGUAUAUCGAAGGGAGAAUUCAAACAAGUGCCACUUUUCUCACAGUCGCUCUGCAGCAACGGGGAGAAACAAAUAUAUAUAUGACUUUCCAAAGGGCAUAAAGCAACCCUUCUCUAUCUCUAAAGCAGACAUGGGCAAAAUUGGACCUUCUAGAGGUUUUGGACUUCAACUCCCACAAUUCCUCACAGCCUCAGGCCUCUUCCUUUUCCCCUUCAGCCGCUUAAGCGGCUGAAGGGGAAAAGGAAGAGGCCUGAGGCUGUGAGGAAUUGUGGGAGUUGAAGUCCAAAACCUCUAGAAGGUCCAAGUUUUGCCCAUAUCUGCUCUAAAGGGAACACAUUCUGAGAAGCACUUCUCUUUAAUACCAAGACAUCAGGGGCCUUACAAUCCUAUAAGAAAAAUAGAGGCAACUUUUGGUGUUUUCAUGGGAAAUCAAAUUAUGUCAUCCACCCAACUUGGACCAGAGCAGUCUUUCCCAGUCUGGCAUCCUCUAGAUCAGGGGUCCUCAAACUAUGGCCCUCCAAGGUAAUUUACCCGACCCUCGCUCAGUGUCAACCUAAUUCUGAAAUGACCUGAAAGCACCCAACAACAAUAACAAUCUUAUCUCAUCAGCCAAAAGCAGGCCCACACUUCCCAUUGAAAUAUUAAUACGUUUAUAUUUGUUAAAAUUGUUCAUUUUAAUUAGUGAAUUGUUUUUAAGUGGGUUUUUUUGCACUACAAAUAAGAUAUGUGCAGCGUUCAUAGGAAUUCAUUCAUGUUUUUUUUUUCAAAUUAUAAUUCGGCCCUCCAAUAGUUUGAGGAACUGUGACCUGGCCCUCUGUUUAAAAAGUUUGAGGACCCCUGCUCUAGAUAAAUCGGCCUAUACUUUCCAUCAUGCAUCCCAUGCAUGGCCAUUCAAGUUGGGGAUGAUGGGAGUAGUAGUCAAAUACAGCUUGAGGACUGCCUCGAAAAGGUGAAAAAAGGGUGCUUCUGUGUGCAGUAACGGUGCCUUCUUGACCCUCCGACCACUACCGUAUUCCUCUGAAGGGUCUGCCUCUUUCCUUUGGAGUAAGUGCCACUGCCAUUAAUGGGCUUACUAAUUGCAUUUAUAAUUGCAGUGCGCAAAAAAACAGAUCAUUGGGUGGGAUGUUGUAAGUUUUCCGGGAUGUAUGGUCAUGUUCCAAAAGCAUUGUCUCCUGAUGUUUCGCUUGCAUCUAUGGAAGGCAUCCUCAGAGGUUGUGAGGUCUGUUGGAAACUAGGAAAAUGGGGUUUCUAUAUCUGUGGAAUGUCCAGGGUGGGAGAAAGAACUCUUGUCUGUUUGAGGUAGAUUGGCCAUCUUGAUUAGCAUUUAAUGGCCUAGCUCAGUGGCUCUCAACCUGGGGUCCCCAGAUGUUUUUGGCCUUC